GGGACUGAUUCCCUCUAACUCUGGAUCCACCGAAAGGCACACUCCCAAUCUGCACUCCAAACUGACCGCCAUGAGCACAGCUAAGAUUCUGCUCCACCAGCCUGGCUUUCGCCAUGACUAUCUCUACUAAAAUAGGCUCAAACACUCUCACUCCUCCACUGAUGCGGUCAUUUAGACCCCUCAAGAAGUGCUGAACUAGCAUUGCCUCAAGUUUAGAUCGGUGUUUCGCCAUGCAUCCGUAUGGCAGUAACACCAAGGCCAGAUGCACCAUCAUGCAUCUUGAGAGUUUUGCUUCUAUCUGGUGGCGGUUGGAGGAGGAGAGGAUCGGUUUGAACAUUAGCACCGUGUCUUGGGAGAUUUUCCUGGAGAGAUUCAGGGCACGCUUUCUCUCACCUCAGUGGAGAUAGUCUCGGGCAGAUGAGUUUUAUGCUUUAUGCCAGUUUGGCAUGUUUGUCGAUCAGUUUGAGCAUAGGUUUUAUGAGCUCAAACAGUAUGCUGGUAUUGGAAAUGACGAGGGGUCUAAAUGACCGCUUCAGUGGAGGAGUGAGAGUGUGAGCCUAUUUCAGUAGGGAUAGCCGUGGCGAAAGCUAGGCUGGUGUAGCAAAAUCUUAGCCAUGCUCAUGGCGGUCAGUCUGGAGUGCAGAUUGGGAGUGUGCCUUUUGGUGGAUCCAGAGUUAGAGGGAAUUAGUCCUAGACUGCUGCACCUUUUAGGAGUUCUCAGGCACCCACUAAGGGUGGGCAGUAGCAGCAGAGUUUUCAGUCAAGGCCGAAGCAGUUUUAGGGCCAGCAGGGUGUCAACUCUCAGCAUAAGAAGAAUAGGAACUGGCAGAGGAGUAGGCAGAGUUUCCUAGGGCAGUCCUCUCAGGGUGCGUCUUAGGCUCCUAGUAGGGGUAGUUUCCAGUAGUCCAGUGGGUCGUCUAGUUUUAGAGGACCUAGUAGGGGAGCUUGCUUCUCCUGUGGUCAGUUUGGCCACAUAGCCGCUUAGUGCCCUCAGCGCUCUCAUCAGACAGGUAGUCAAAGGCCAGCAACGUCAGAGCCGACAGUGGGGGAUGCAAGUAGAUCCCAUAGAGUUUUUGCGAUGGUUGAUGACCGCUAGGCCGAGCACCAGGGUACAAUGAUCGAGACUGGAGAUGUGUUGGGUGGUAUUCCAAUCUCUGUAAUUUUUGACUCCGGUGCUUCUGAUUCUUUCAUUUCUUCCUCCAUUGUGGAGUGGUGCAGGCUCGCGUCUGCUAAGCAGGCGGAUAGGUGGCAAGUAGAGUUGGCUACUGGUUUGCGUGUGUCCAUAGAUACCCUCAUUCCCAAUUGUGAGUUGGACCUAGGACCCUUUGUUACUUCAGUUGACCUUUGAGUCAUUCCUUUGGGGUUCCUGGCGGGGCAUUACAUGAAGUCACAGGAAAUAUAUGUUUUCUGUCUGUUCCUGCCAUUUCUUUGAUUGUGAAUUUACAAGGCAUGUCGUCUUGUAAGGCUUUAUGCAUUGUAAAUGCUCAUAACUUGGCACGAUUUUCAGAAUAUUUCUGUUGGUUUUUAUCAGCUUCAAUGCCCAUUAAUGUAUUCUGAAACAUUUGAUAUAGCAAAACAAGAAAUUUUCUGUAAUACUAAACGAGAAAAAUCAAAAACAAUUUAUUCUUGUAGCGGUGUGUUUAGAAUCUUGAGCUGCAGGUUUUCAAGUACCAAAGCUUUCAACAAGUGGAUGGGCGGCAAACUACCUACCAGGCCACCAUACCACACUUUGACUGCAAGCAGAAAUAGCUAUGUCCAAGUGCUUAUACUGCUGCAGUCUACAGUGCCCCCAUUCCUCACAAUGGUUAACUUUGUUUCUUGCCUUAUCUUGAUUUUUUGUUUUUCCCUCUCGUCAUGUGCUUGAUCUGUUUCUUCUCUUUUCUUUCACCAGAAAUGGAGGUCCUGUCCCUGAACUAUCGCAUCUGGGCGGAUUGCCUCGAUCUCUUUGGGUGUGAGACUGCAUCAAGUGGCCGUGCGGCAAAGCUUAUGUUCCUGGACUCAAACAAAUUAGUUUCAAACUGCAACCUGACAACUCUUCAAAGUUGUAAUUACUGAAGAUUUAUUCAGGAGAUGAUUCCGUUUCCAGUUGGACUUACUUAAAUUGUUAUGCAUGCUGUAUCAUCCAUGGAAAAUUGGAGUGAAUGAAGCUGUUCAUGAAUAUGCUUGGGUUUUGUGCUUGCUGACUUGGAUUGCUAUGCAGCACUGUGAUCAGAGUGGGGCAAUUCAAAGAGAUUUGGCCGGUGUUUGUAGAUGGAUGCUGACCAAUGGCUGCAAUGUUGGAAUUUAUCUAGAACUGGAAAACUGACUUUAAACUACUUCUUAUGCAGGUACAGGGCUGUGAACAAUGUGUCCAAGUAUGGAGGUUCUUCCUGAGCAUUUGGCCACAAAAGGAUGUGAUGAGCCUUUAGAACUUGUCUCAACUUAAAAAAUGAGGGAUAUGCAAUCAGUGAAUGAAAAUCUUGAAAAGCUAGAUGUAGGAUAUGGGCAAUAUGGUUGUUCCCAUCAUAGACGGAGGUGUAGUAUCAGGGCCCCAUGUUGCAACGAGAUCUUUGAUUGCAGACAUUGCCACAAUGAGGCAAAGAAUGCUGUGAAUGUUAAUCCACAAGAGAGUCACGACAUUCCUCGUCAUGAGGUGCAGCAGGUUAUCUGUUCAGUAUGUGGCACUGAACAAGAUGUUAAGCAAAUAUGUGUCAACUGUGGGGUGUGUAUGGGCAAAUACUUCUGUGAGAUCUGCAAGUUCUAUGACGAUGAUCUCUCAAAGCAGCAAUACCACUGUGAUGGUUGUGGUAUUUGUAGAACUGGGGCACGAGAUAAUUUCUUCCACUGCUACAAAUGUGGUUGCUGCUAUUCAGUUGCAUUGAAGGAUUGCCAUCCGUGUGUAGAAAGAGCAAUUCAUCAUAACUGGCCAGUUUGCUUUGAGUUUUUUUUCGAAUCUACAAGGGAUAUUAGUGUACUCCCAUGUGGCCAUACCAUUCAUAUGGACUGUCUGAAGGAGAUGCAUCAGCAUCUGCAGUUUUCAUGCCCUGUUUGCUCCAAAUCAGUUUGUGACAUGUCAAGAGUAUGGGAAAAACUUGAUGAAGAGGUUGCAGCAACACCAAUGCCCGCAUCCUACCAGAAUAAGAAGUGGGAACAUUGUUUUUUAACAGGUAUGGAUUUUAUGCAAUGACUGUGGCACUACUUCAGAAGUCAAAUUUCAUAUUGUCGCACACAAGUGUGCAAAUUGCAACUCGUACAAUACACGGCAGACUAGAGGCUGCUCUCCUUAAAACGUGUCAUACCUAAUGGCAUUGCUUUUAUAUUUUGGUGUUGACCUGCCUGAGGUCUAGCUUUCUUGCAACACGAAAUUCAGUUGAAGUCUGAAGUCAGAAGUCAUGCUGUCAUGGUGGAAACUGCUUCUUUAGUUUUUGCCAUGGCCAUCUCUGCUAUAGUGUAUGUUGUAAUGCAUACAUUUAAGAAAGUGCAACAUUGCCAAUGUCCUACAAAGAUUUCUUGCGGCAGAAUUGUGUAAGCAGCAUUUGUAGUAUAGGUCUGUGAACAUAUAUUAGACCUGCUAGGACAACUUGAGGGAUUUGCAUUGCAGGUCUAAGAACAUAUGUGAGACCUGUUAGGGAGAAAAGCUUAAAUAGAGUUUUCUGGUAUGACACACAUGCUAUGAUAGCAUUGUAAUCCCUGUACACUGUAAAAUCUUUAAGCUGAUUGAAGCAUUUGGUUUGUA
Messenger RNA from Cryptomeria japonica (Japanese cedar), 3715 nucleotides. Its product is annotated as probable E3 ubiquitin-protein ligase RZFP34. Gene Ontology annotation, cellular component: nucleus. Gene Ontology annotation, molecular function: ubiquitin protein ligase activity; zinc ion binding. Gene Ontology annotation, biological process: ubiquitin-dependent protein catabolic process; protein ubiquitination. The transcript has 12 exons. The record is from RefSeq and is a predicted model, not a curated record. The coding region runs from base 2429 to 3166 and encodes 245 amino acids. Lineage: Eukaryota; Viridiplantae; Streptophyta; Pinopsida; Cupressales; Cupressaceae.